CUUUACAUUUAAAUAAUGCUUAAUUUUGAUUGUAUUUGCCGUACCUGUUCAUUACAGGGUGAAUUACAAUCCCUUUUCGUUGAAGAUUUGCUAAAUCCCGCUGAAAUGUUAACCCAAAUAGUAGACAUUAAGGUGAUAAAAGGCGAUGAAUAUCCACAAAAUAUUUGUACGAGAUGCUUGGAUACUUUAAGAUCUGCUUAUAUAUUCAAGAGUCAAUGUUUAGAUGCAUUUAAAAAAUUUGAGCAAUAUUUAUCACUUAAUUCAGAAAUCAAUUUAGAUUGUAAAGAAGAACCGGUUGAUACCGUUUUUGUAAAAGAAGAAAAACAAUCAGAUCAUUCAGAAAUUGAUGAUAAUUGGUUCGAAUUAAGUAAUGAAUUAGAAAGUAUUCCAGAGACAAACUCUUACGACUGUGAAAAGUGCGAUGAGAGAUUUGAGAAUCAAAAAAAUUAUGAAAAGCAUUUAAAAACCCAUAAACAGUUGUAUAUUUGUCCCAUUUGUGGCGAAGAAAAAUCAAGUAAAACUCGCUUAAAACAGCACAGCUUUAAACAUUCAGACGAAAAACCUUAUAAAUGUGAAAAAUGUAACACGCAGUUCAAACAUCCACACAAUUACAGAAAACAUCUCAUAAAGCAUGAAGAAUCACACAUUCGCUCAAUUAGUGAUAACCAGUUUUCAAGUAAGAAACAUUUAGAAAAACAUAGCAUUGAACAUAAUAAUGAAAAACUACUCACCGGCGAACAUUGUGAAAAAUCCUUCAACCAAUGUCCCGUUAAGUUAAAAAAUAUCAAUAAUGAGUUGUUAAAUUCAAAUGUAACGGUCGAAAAAGUUUUGCCAAAAAUUAGAUCCACGAGAAAAUAUCUAUGCGAUUACUGUGGUCGUGCGUACACUGAGGCUACGAGAUUAAAUGCUCAUAUACGAACUCAUACCGGUGAAAAACCUUUUUCAUGUACUGAAUGUAAUCAAUUUUUCACAGCUAAAAGAUAUUUGUACGAUCAUAUACGAAUACGUCAUUCGAAUAAAAGACCCUAUAAAUGCAAUUUUUGUGAAAAAAGUUUUGGUAAAUCGCACUGGCUACAACAACAUGUAAGGAUACACAUGAAUGCUAAACCAUUUGAAUGUGAUAUUUGUAAUCAAAAAUUUCGAGUAAAACAUCAUUUAACUCAACAUCAAUUAGUACACACCGGUGAAAAACCAUUUUCGUGCGGUGUUUGUGAUAAGCAAUUUACACAAAAAGGUAAUUUACGGUCGCACAUGAGAACACAUACGGGGGAAAAACCGUAGGUUAUUUGUUAAGUUUUUCAUGAUUCGAGUAGUUUGAAAAAUCAUCAGACAAUGCAUGUUAUACA
This is a messenger RNA of Chrysoperla carnea, 1346 nucleotides long. RefSeq names its product zinc finger protein OZF-like. The coding region runs from base 16 to 1281 and encodes 421 amino acids. The record is from RefSeq and is a predicted model, not a curated record. NCBI's taxonomy places the organism in Eukaryota, Metazoa, Arthropoda, Insecta, Neuroptera, Chrysopidae. The transcript has 2 exons. Gene Ontology annotation, cellular component: nucleus. Gene Ontology annotation, molecular function: zinc ion binding.